Messenger RNA from Vitrella brassicaformis, 1546 nucleotides. The record is from the annotation of a GenBank genome assembly. Lineage: Eukaryota; Vitrellaceae.
AACAUACACAAAAGUCCAGCACAUGCACAUACAAUGCGAUGGGUCCAUGUGCGUGAGGCCACACGGCCGUCAAUGCAAGCACACAGGUCGAUAGACCGACAACAUAGCGCCCAGCAAGACAAAAGACACUCACAAUCUCAGUCGCGGAUCAUCAGGCAGUGCAUGGACAUCCGCAGAGUGCAUCUGUGAAUGCAGGGCAUCAGGAUGGCCGAGAUGACGCCCUGGACAGCUAAAGGCCAGAACAGAUUCCAAAUGCGCAGAAACUCCUGCCAUGUUUGUCCGUGUGGUAUGCCGUCGACUGUCUUGCCAUUAUAGCAACCAUGGCACCGUCCCUUGCUGUCAUAGAUGGCCAGGUUGGUGAUGUGGCCCUCGCCUUUCAUCUGUCCCUCAGCCCGCUGACCCUCAUAGCACAUACCGCCUCCUCGCUGUACUAUCGACCGGCCGUGUCCGUGUUGCCGUCAUGCUGGACUUAAGUCGCCCUCGUAAACCAUCCAGCCGUCAUGCGGAAACCUUCUUUGUUGCGCAGCUGGCAUGGCACGUAUUCCUUCCGACGUCCAUGCCGUUUGCCGGUCUACCAUUCACCAAGUGUGUAGAUGACAGAGCCGUCGUAUGUGCGCAAGGUGCCGGUGCCGUGGGGCUGCCCAUCAUAGACGGCCUUCAUCCUUCGUGUCGGUUGUAUCUUCGUCCCAAGUAAGGCUGCCCAUCGUGAUGGUGUUGGCCUCCAGCUACCAAAUACGGCUCUCCAGAUCACCGUGACGCUGUCUGCCGCCAUCUCUCUCGGCUCGGCUCUGAGCCCAUCCUCCAGCUCCUACUGCAGAACCCUCGUUUAGCCAUUCAUUCCUCUCAGCUCGCCAUGCCUCCCUAUCGGGGCUCGGUGUCUUGCCUCCAUCUCCUGUAUUUAUCUCGUGUGCUGGGCGGCGAGCGCCUGUUGUGAGCUCCGCAGCUGCUGCAUGUUGUCGGCAUGGGCCACAGUGAAGGCGCUUGAUAGCGAUUGGAAGAUAGGGCGGCGUCGUGGUGAAUGGCAGAUCCGCACACACUACGCCUUAAGAGGCUGCUUUCGGCUCUGGUUCUUGUCCGCACCCUUCUGUCGGCCGGGUCGCUGUCUGACCUCACCCACAGCUCCUUCCUCCGCGUCAGCCUUGGGUUCCGGCGAAGGAUCGGACACAUGGGACGAUGCAAUCGUCGACGCAGGAGCAUCCUUCAAGCAUUGCUUCCUGAGACAAACGACAGUAGACACGUUUCUUUCUUUCCGCUUUGACUGCCUUGGUGGUACGUGCCUGACCUCUCGUCGUCCCAUUUCCUCUGCAGGCGGCCGUACAGGUCCACGCCGGCUGCGAACGAGAACUCAGACUUGAUGUCGCCGUUGGGCUUGAGACCGCAAGCAAUCACUGACAGCUGCGAAUGUGACAGCCCAGAGAAGUCGGGCGGGGUGAUGUCGCUCCAAUGCUCCGGGGAGAGCUGACGGAAACCUUUUUCGACUUUCCUGACCAGCUCGGAGGUGUCCUUCGAACCGCCCGCACCCAUGGCUGUUCAAGGUCACUUUUCC